This is a messenger RNA of Aspergillus puulaauensis, 2142 nucleotides long. It is a transcript of the gene GPI1, whose product is annotated as phosphatidylinositol N-acetylglucosaminyltransferase subunit Q/GPI1. The transcript is spliced from 5 exons. Gene Ontology annotation, biological process: GPI anchor biosynthetic process. The record is from RefSeq and is a predicted model, not a curated record. Lineage: Eukaryota; Fungi; Ascomycota; Eurotiomycetes; Eurotiales; Aspergillaceae. Gene Ontology annotation, cellular component: membrane; endoplasmic reticulum. The coding region runs from base 1 to 2142 and encodes 713 amino acids.
AUGCAGAUGAGCGAUGGAUUGUUACGGGUAUUUUGGCCAUACGACCUCCCCCGGUCGUCGUCGCCGGGUGUGAUUGUCGGAUGGCGGAAUUCAGAGCUGGAUCUGUUUGUGUUGGCUGUGCUGGAGGAUGUCGAGCCUCGAAAUGUUGACAAUGCCCUCCGCGCGGGAAUUUUAUUCCGCCACAGCCCUCAUCCCGUUCCGCGCAUAUUUGGUCUUUGCGGUCGUUCAUCGAUGCAUGUUCUAGGGUCGACUAACCUGCGCGAACCGCCGACGGCCUUCAAUCCGUCGCAUUUGAUUGUAACUACUCGCUCGUCAGGCAAGAUUCCGAGAAUAUAUUGUCCACCGGAGACGGGCCUUUCGGUUCAGGUUAUUAUGUUCCAUCGUCCGGAUCCAACGAGGAUGGAGUAUAUGUCGCUGAAUCCUAUUUCGCUUGCUUUGGAGGACAAGGUGCCUGCUGCGGAUAAGUCGGACUCGGUUUCGGAUACGAUAGAAACAGGAGAGGUGAUACAAAAGGCUCGCGCGCAAAAAUUGGUGGAUAAGCUGCGACUUCAUACGGUUGUCAAGCAUGUUGCAUCGCAUAAAGAGUUGGCGCUUCCGUUUAUCGUUAACCAGGUUAAUUGCGCAUAUGAGAUGGGGAAGUUGAUAGAAAAGAACAGCAGUUUGAUUGGACUUCGCGUGAAGAGGAGUAUGAGUGUUUCGGAACGGGUGGUUGAGUCGGCGACAACAAUGUGGGACAUGUUCGUUCUCGGGGUGUCUUACGUCUUUUGGCAGUGGAUAUGGCCUGUUAUUACCCGAGUGUUUGUGAUCGGGCUGGUGUUUCAUCGCGCGAUUGCAGACUUUGUUCUGCAAGUUCUGGAAUGGCGUGCCCGACCUGACGCCGCGGCAUUGAAGGAUAUCUCUGCGACAGCUCAGCAAGUGGACAUUCGCCUGCAACAAUUCUGUUAUUGGCCCACGCAGUACGUCAAAUUACGGCAAAGGAAGGACGAUUGGGAGAGUGUCACGACAUACCACGCGCACUAUAUCCGGUUUUAUAACAGCCUGUGGCUAGUUGCGAACGAUGUGAUUAUUGGGAUUGCUAUGGGGUCGUACAUCAUUGAUAACGCCAACUGGGUAGCUUAUCAGAUCAACUUCGUUCUCAGUGGUUGGACUGUCGAAGGUCUGCAACGGACGAUUUCCUGGUUGAUGGACUGGCCGGCCGGUCUAAAGUUGAAUAAUGAACUUGCUGCAUUCCUGGGUGAUCUCUUCUUGUGGGUUAUUGAAAACUGGGCAGCAUGCAUCACGAACCUCCAACCAUACCUCCCUCAUAUCAUCUACGUUAUCGGCUGCUCAAGCUUCGCCGGCGCCAGCAUGCCAAUAGCGCUCUUUUCAGACCUCAUAUCUAUACUAACAGUACACAUAUACUCGUUUUACAUUGCAUCAGCGCGGAUAUUCAAUUGGCAACUCACCAUCAUCAUUUCGCUCUUCCACUUGUUUCGCGGAAAGAAGCGGAACGUCCUCCGCAACCGUAUAGACUCUUGCGAUUAUGACCUCGACCAGCUUCUUCUCGGGACCAUCCUUUUCACUGUGCUUUUCUUCCUUCUGCCUACGGUCAUUGUGUUUUAUCUGGCGUUUACCUCUGCGCGGAUGUUGAUCAUCACGCUGAAGGCAGGCCUUGACACCUGGCUGGCUUUCUUAAACCACUUUCCUCUUUUUGCGUUGAUGUUACGAGUGAAGGAUUCGAGGAGGUUGCCAGGCGGAAUCCGAUUCGAACUCCGCGAAGAACACGAUAACUCGCUCAGUAAUUCCUUGGAUCCGACUAUACACUAUAUCCAUCUCGAGUCCAUUCCUCUAACCCUUCGGGCCAUGUUUGACCAAUACUUCCAACUCGGCCACCGCCUCCGAAAACACUACCUCUCUCCCCAAGUCAUCUUCUGCCUCUUCACUGGCCGCUUCGUGCCGCCAAUUCACCGCCGCAGCCUCUACAGCAUGCAGUACAGCAUGCUUCCGGAUGUCCGGCCAUCUCUAGCACAGGUGUGGAGCGAGCUAACCCAACCGAGAAAAUCAGGUGGUGGAAGUGGUGGUUCAAGUUCCGGGAUUGGCACUGGGGCGAAUGGGGUCAUGAAAGGAGGGUUUGGCGAGGCCAGGAGAAGGGGUUAUCGGUAA